Messenger RNA from Fulmarus glacialis (Northern fulmar), 808 nucleotides. RefSeq names its product ribonuclease P/MRP 14kDa subunit (gene RPP14). Gene Ontology annotation, cellular component: ribonuclease P complex. The annotation marks the transcript as partial. Gene Ontology annotation, biological process: tRNA 5'-leader removal. Lineage: Eukaryota; Metazoa; Chordata; Aves; Procellariiformes; Procellariidae. The transcript is spliced from 3 exons. The record is from RefSeq and is a predicted model, not a curated record.
GUUGGAGCAGCUUUGCCUGUUGAUGUCUUAACAUAUGAGGAAAAAACGCUGUCUGCCAUAUUAAGAGUUAUUAGCAGUGGCCUCGUCAAGCUGUGGAGUGCUCUAACAUUGCUGGGCUUCUACCAGAACAGGAGGUGUGCCUUUCGAGUGCUGCAGACAUCUCCGUUUCUUCUUGCGUUAUCUGGCAACAGUAGAGAACUAGUCUUGGACUGAAUGCAGUUGUUGGUUUGGUUGUACGAAGCAGAAGUUGCUUGAGAUGUUGCAGCCCUUCAGGCGUGGAAUUUCUGGAGGGGAUUUCCGACAAAGAGCCUUGACAAAGCUAACAGUUAUCAACUCCCUCCUUGGACAUCCCUUCCUUCAGAGUUUACACAUAAAAGUUGGAGACAAAGCUGAACUUACGAAAGCUUUUACACAGAAUGAUGUGGUUACUUUUUCUGAUUUAACAGGUGACACAAAUCCUUUGCAUUUAAAUGAAGAUUUUGCAAAGAAAUCUAGGUUUGGGAGAACUAUUGUACAUGGAGUUUUGAUCAAUGGACUUAUUUCUGCAGUUCUGGGUACUAAAAUGCCCGGUCAAGGUUGUGUAUUUCUUUCUCAGGAGAUCCGAUUUCCAGCUCCUUUGUAUACUGAUGAAGAAGUCAUAGCUGCAGCGGAAGUUAAACGACUGAAGGGUUCUAUUGCGCACAUUUCAGUAUCAUGUAAAGUCAAAGAAAGUGAAAAGACCGUUAUGGAAGGGAUGGUGAAAGUCAUGGUGUCAGACAGUCAGAGCUGUUGAUCCUAUGCUACUUACUAUAAAGGUCAGAAAUGUACA